This is a messenger RNA of Gracilinanus agilis (Agile Gracile Mouse Opossum), 4398 nucleotides long. RefSeq names its product ATP binding cassette subfamily B member 1 (gene ABCB1). The coding region runs from base 27 to 3581 and encodes 1184 amino acids. The record is from RefSeq and is a predicted model, not a curated record. The transcript has 24 exons. Gene Ontology annotation, molecular function: ATP hydrolysis activity; ATP binding; ABC-type transporter activity. Gene Ontology annotation, cellular component: membrane. NCBI's taxonomy places the organism in Eukaryota, Metazoa, Chordata, Mammalia, Didelphimorphia, Didelphidae. Gene Ontology annotation, biological process: transmembrane transport.
AUCCCUUCUCUAACCUGGAAAAGGAAAUGACCACGUAUGCAUAUUAUUACAGUGGAGUGGGUGCUGGGGUGCUCAUUGCUGCCUACAUUCAAGUUUCAUUUUGGACCUUAGCUGCUGGACGACAAAUUAAGAAAAUUAGACAAAACUUUUUCCAUUCAAUAAUGCGCCAGGAAAUCGGUUGGUUUGAUGUCCAUGACGUUGGGGAGCUGAACACUCGACUCACUGAUGAUGUCUCCAAAAUUAACGAUGGAAUUGGAGACAAAAUUGGAAUGCUCUUUCAAGCACUAGCAACAUUCUUCACAGGUUUUAUAGUUGGAUUUACAAGAGGCUGGAAGCUAACACUUGUGAUUCUGGCUGUUAGUCCUGUCCUAGGCCUGUCAGCUGCCCUCUGGGCAAAGAUACUGUCAUCCUUUACUGAUAGAGAACUUUUAGCAUAUGCAAAAGCUGGAGCAGUAGCUGAAGAGGUCCUAGCAGCAAUUAGAACUGUAAUUGCUUUUGGAGGACAAAAGAAAGAGCUUGAAAGGUACAACAAAAAUUUAGAAGAAGCUAAAAAUAUUGGGAUAAAGAAAGCUAUUACAGCCAACAUUUCAAUAGGGGCUGCCUUCCUACUGAUUUAUGCCUCAUAUGCAUUGGCAUUCUGGUAUGGAACCACUUUGAUUCUCUCUGAAGAAUACACUAUUGGAAAUGUACUCACUGUCUUCUUUUCUGUAUUAAUUGGAGCCUUCAGUAUUGGACAGGCAUCACCAAGCAUUGAAGCUUUUGCUAAUGCAAGAGGUGCAGCCUAUGAAGUUUUCAAGAUCAUUGAUAAUAAUCCAGCUAUUGAUAGCUAUUCAGAGAGUGGCCACAAACCAGAUAAUAUUAAAGGAAACCUGGAGUUCAAAAAUGUUCAUUUCACUUACCCAUCUCGGAAAGAGGUUAAGAUUUUGAAGGGCCUCAGUCUCAAGGUUAACAGUGGACAAACCGUAGCCUUGGUUGGUAACAGUGGCUGUGGGAAAAGUACAACCGUUCAGUUGAUACAGAGAUUAUAUGAUCCCACAGAGGGUAUGGUAACCAUUGAUGGACAAGAUAUCCGGACCCUAAAUGUAAGGUAUCUGAGGGAAAUUACUGGGGUUGUGAGUCAAGAGCCAGUACUCUUUGCAACCACAAUUGCUGAAAAUAUUCGCUAUGGCCGUCAAGAUGUCACCAUGGAAGAGAUUGAGAAAGCUGUCAAAGAGGCCAAUGCCUAUGACUUUAUCAUGAAACUUCCUUAUAAAUUUGACACUCUGGUUGGAGAAAGAGGAGCUCAGUUGAGUGGAGGGCAGAAGCAGAGAAUAGCAAUCGCUCGAGCUUUGGUUCGGAAUCCCAAGAUUCUUCUGCUUGAUGAAGCAACAUCAGCCUUAGACACUGAAAGUGAAGCAGUUGUACAGGUGGCGUUGGAUAAGGCAAGAGAGGGUCGUACCACUAUUGUGAUAGCCCAUCGUUUGUCUACAGUCCGUAAUGCAGAUGUCAUAGCUGGUUUCGAGGAUGGAGUUAUUGUGGAGCAAGGAAAUCACAAUGAAUUAAUGAAGCAGAAAGGAGUUUACUUCAAACUUGUAACCAUGCAGACAGGAGGAAAUCAGAUUGAAUUGGAGGAUGCUACUUAUGAACUGAUAGAAGAAAUAAGUGCCUCAGAACCAGUUACAAAAGGUUCAGGAUCCAGUAUCCGAAGAAGACGGUCAACUCGCUCAAGUAUCAAGAAGCCACAGGCAUCAGAGAAAAAAGUUACUGGAGAGGAGAAGAAGCUUGAUGAAAAUGUGCCUCCAGUUUCUUUUUUCAGAAUUUUGAAGAUGAAUAAGACAGAAUGGCCUUAUUUUGUGGUUGGCACUUUUUGUGCCAUUGUCAAUGGAGUUCUACAACCAGCAUUUUCUAUAAUAUUUUCCAGGAUUAUUGGGGUCUUUGUAAAACCAGAAGAUCCUGAAACAAAAAGGCGUAAUAGUGAUCUGUUUUCACUGUUGUUUCUAGUAGUAGGAAUUAUUUCUUUCAUUACUUUUUUCCUUCAGGGCUUCACAUUUGGCAAAGCUGGAGAGAUCCUUACAAAGAAGCUCCGCUAUCAGGCCUUUAAAUCAAUGCUGAGACAGGACGUAAGCUGGUUUGAUGAUCCUAAAAAUAGCACUGGUGCUCUGACCACAAGACUUGCCACUGAUGCCUCCCAAGUCAAGGGGGCCACUGGUGCCAGAUUGGCUAUUAUUGCCCAGAAUAUAGCCAACCUUGGGACAGGAAUUGUCAUCUCAUUGAUCUAUGGCUGGCAGUUAACACUUCUGCUCUUAGCAAUUGUGCCUAUCAUUGCAGUGGCAGGAGUAAUUGAAAUGAAAAUGUUGUCUGGACACGCCCAGAAAGAUAAGAAAGAAUUAGAGGGUGCUGGCAAGAUCGCUACUGAAGCAAUAGAAAAUUUCCGAACUGUUGUUUCUCUGACGCAGGAGAAAAAGUUUGAGACUAUGUACCAGCAGAGCUUACAGGGCCCAUACAGAAAUUCUAUGAAGAAAGCACAUAUCUUCGGCAUCACUUUUUCUGUCACCCAAGCAAUAAUGUAUUUUUCCUAUGCUGCUUGUUUCCGGUUUGGUGCCUACUUGGUGGCAAAUAGACAUAUGGAUUUUCAAGAUGUGCUCUUGGUAUUUUCAGCCAUCGUAUUUGGUGCCAUGGCAGUGGGACAGACAAGUUCAUUUGCACCAGAUUAUGCCAAAGCCAAAAUAUCAGCAGCCCAUGUCAUCCAUCUCAUAGAAAAAAAACCCUUGAUAGACAGCUACAGUGAAGAGGGACAAAAGCCGGACAAGUUUGAAGGGAAUGUGUCAUUUAAUGAAGUUGUGUUCAACUACCCUACCCGGCCUGACGUCCCCGUGCUUCAAGGCCUGAGCGUGGAGGUGAAGAAGGGUCAGACACUGGCUCUCGUGGGCAGCAGUGGUUGUGGGAAGAGUACUGUAGUGCAACUCCUUGAGAGAUUCUAUGAUCCCCUGGGUGGAAAAGUGGUAAGUGUGCUUGUUGAUGAAUUGUACUUUUGCUUUCAGACAGUUGAUGACAGAGAUGUCAAAGCACUCAAUGUGCAGUGGCUCCGGGCUCAGCUUGGCAUCGUGUCCCAGGAGCCCAUCUUGUUUGACUGCAGCAUUGCUGAGAACAUCGCCUAUGGAAACAACAGCCGGGUGGUGUCACAGGAGGAGAUCGAGAAUGCGGCCAAGGCUGCCAAUAUACAUCCUUUCAUAGAAACACUACCCAAAAAAUAUGAAACCAGAGUGGGAGACAAAGGGACUCAGCUCUCAGGGGGUCAGAAACAGCGCAUCGCUAUUGCUCGAGCCCUCAUCAGACAUCCUCAGAUCCUGCUGUUGGAUGAAGCAACAUCAGCCCUGGAUACAGAAAGUGAAAAGGUUGUCCAAGAAGCCCUGGACAAGGCCAGAGAAGGUCGCACGUGUAUUGUGAUCGCCCACCGGCUCUCCACGAUCCAGAAUGCUGACCUCAUUGUGGUAUUCCAGAAUGGCAAGGUCAAGGAACAAGGGACACACCAACAACUACUGGCUCAGAAAGGAAUCUAUUUUUCACUGGUCAAUGUUCAGACUGGGGCAAAGCGCAUGUGAACUCUUUUUACUCACUGUACAUUUCAUAAGUUAAAGGUUUCCUGUAUUUUGUGUUUUAAAAUGGAAUCAUAGCCAUAAGACCUUGCUUUGAGUAUGAAAAAGCAAGUGCCCUUGGUUGUCUCAUCUUUUUUUUUUAUCAGCUCCUGCUACAACUGGAUGUCUGCCCAUAGAAUUCAGUGUCUCCAGAAGAGAAGGAAUAGUAUAUUAGGAAGAUAUAUCAGUGUCUCAUGGGUUAUGAUAUUUCUGGAGGUAUUGAGGCUAGAUUUUUUUUAAAAAAUGUCUAAGCAAUUGCAUUGUUACUUCUAUUUUCCCUCAGAAAGUAGCUGACAUUCAUUGCUUUAAAAGAAAAAAAAAUAAAGAUGCUGUGACCAAAAGGGGGGAAAACAACUCCUAAAGUAACUUAAUAAAAUGUAAGAGCUGGUAAUAAAAAAUGAACAUUUGUAGAAUUAGCAUAAUAUUGUCCAAACAUACACUGGAUAUACCACUUCCCAGUCAAAAUACUAUAGAUUUCUAUUGUGAGGUAGUUGACUUAAAAUAAUGGAGUUCUACUCUGCCUUUUUCUCAUACUGAGACCCACAGAGUUAUACAUCCUUGUUCACUCUUAUACUCAACCCUGUUGCUUGUUAUUUUUCAACUUCUAUUAUUGUGGCCAAAUAAGUGACAAUGGAAAACCAAAGCAAGAUUCAUUGAUUUGUUUGGGGCUAGGACAGAAAUGGUGAAUCAGAAGAUUGAACCUUCCUUUGGUGUAUUUUUAAUAUUUUGAGUUGUUGCUGCAAAGUGUUAUUAAAGAAUACUAUUAUUUUUGCACUUUGAAAAA